AUGUUGUCGCGAAGAAAGAGAAGUAUCACGGGCAACAAGAUUUCCAAAUUCGCUGAGGUAAACAUCAAACCCAGCAAAGCACGACGGAUCAUUCGACGGUACCAUUUCCUAAACAAUAAGAAAAGAAUAAUAUGCAAUCGACUUGGUAUAGAUACCGAUCAUCCGGACGAUGAACCACAACAGAAAAGAACCGGAACUUUUGACUCCACAGAUAUGGAAAAACUGCUCCUAAAGGUCCAGGACAAGAACUUGUCACGAGAGCAACUGCAUCGAUGUCUUCAGUACAUCGAAGCAGAGAUCACGAACCAAGGCGGCCUAGAAGAAUACCAACGCGCCAGUCGAAUUGGUCAGUCCAACGCCAGAGGUGGAGACUCUUCCAAACUGCUAGUCUCAUGGUUAAGGGAACUCAAAUACAAUCGCGGGAAACCGAUGACGGCGUUGGAAAUCGGCUCUCUGGACUCCGAAAACUGCAUUUCCACCUGCGGAAUUUUCAACCCAGUAACGAGAAUAGACCUGAACGAGAGUAACAACUCGCGUGGGAUCCUGCGACAAGACUUCAUGGAGCGUCCCAUACCGAGCAACGACGACUCCCGGUUCCAUCUGGUCUCCUGCUCGUUGGUCUUGAACUUUGUACCGACUCCGGUGCUGAGAGGCCAAAUGCUGAAAAGAUUUCAUCAAUUCUUGAAAGGUCCCAAACUACUGUUUCUAGUUCUGCCGCUACCGUGCAUCAACAACUCCCGCUAUAUGGAUCAAACCUACCUUGUCAAAAUGAUGGCCCAUCUGGGAUACCACCUUCUCAAACACCAUGAAUCGAAAAAGCUAUACUAUUCCCUCUUCACUCUACAACGCCAACCUAGCCCUGAUGACAAGGACAUCACUUUCGCGACGAAGAAAAUACUACAUGAUGGUCCAAAGAUGAAUAACUUCUGUAUAGUCCUGUAA
Torulaspora globosa is the source of this 942-nucleotide messenger RNA. It is a transcript of the gene BMT2, whose product is annotated as 25S rRNA (adenine2142-N1)-methyltransferase. The transcript has a single exon. Gene Ontology annotation, molecular function: rRNA (adenine) methyltransferase activity. Gene Ontology annotation, cellular component: nucleolus. Bases 1 to 942 code for a protein of 313 amino acids. Lineage: Eukaryota; Fungi; Ascomycota; Saccharomycetes; Saccharomycetales; Saccharomycetaceae. The record is from RefSeq and is a predicted model, not a curated record.